This is a messenger RNA of Schistosoma rodhaini, 2563 nucleotides long. NCBI's taxonomy places the organism in Eukaryota, Metazoa, Platyhelminthes, Trematoda, Strigeidida, Schistosomatidae. The record is from the annotation of a GenBank genome assembly.
UCAAUCAGCUGAUAUGUUAAUUGUAUCCAUGAUGUUUUGAUUGGUUAAAUCAAUUGAUGAACUUGAUUUAAAGUACAAUAGUCCUCUUAUUUAUCUAUUUAUUGACCAAUUCUCCUAUUCACACAUACUUUUUACUAUUGUAACUAUACAAUGUAUAAAAAUGGUUAUGCAAUUGAAAGAAUAUUAAGAUGUAAAUUAGAUAAAGAUGAUUUUGAUCAUUUACUAUUCUGGUCUGGUUCUUUAUGUCACUUAGAUAAUGAUAAACCAGAAUUUAAACAUUUUAUCAUUGGUCAACAAUGGUUAUAUACAAUGAAUCAUCCACAAAGACAAUUGGAUACUAUAGUACAUUUCAAUGUAUGAUAGAUAAGACAAUUGGAUUUCCUUUCCCUUUAUAGUCAAUUUUAGGUAUUGCAUGUAUUGGGGAUUUAGCUAUGUUUCUAACAUGUCAAAUUACACGGAAUUAUAAUCAUAUAUGUAUUGAAUUCGCGAGUAAAUUGAAUCAACAACAUCGUAAAGGUGUUAUAUCUGUAAAGAAAACGAAACAAAAAGUGAAGAGAAAAUUAUCAUUAUCCAACGAUGACCAUCAUUCGAAAAUUACACAUCUAUUUAACUGAUACAAAUUUUAUUGGUUUUGAUAUUUUACAAAAAGCCAUAAAUAGAUGGUAUCAAUCAAAUAAUGAAUUUAAGUAUAUGGUUACGAAGUUAAUUCAUUUAACCGAUUUUCAACAUCCCCUAACAUCAAACAAACAAUCCAUCUCAUCAUUAUCAUCAUCCCCACCUCCAUCAGGUGAUAAUAUUGAAACAUUAAUUGCCAAGGCAACUAGAAGAAACACUAUAGUCUAUUCAACAACAGCUGAAAAUGAAGAUUUACAACAGUUAAUGAAUAUGUUUAAACCAUUCUUUAAAAGUGAUACCAUAAUCUCCAUGGAUACAAAUAAUACUCAAAUUGAUCAUCAUAUUCUAACCUUGAAUGACUAUUUAAACAAAUUUGAUCAUUGGAUUAAUAAAACUAAAAUGAUCAAUGAAUUAAUAAACAAAAGACAGGCGAAGUUCAAUUAUAUUCAUCUCAUCAAUGAACAGUUGAUUCAGUUGGAUAAUCAUUUGAGAGUCGUUUUCGAAAACUAUCCUUUGUAUACUUGUAAAGGAUUACCUAAUAAAGUCAUUACAAUGAUGGAACUUCUUGUAACUCAGAUAACAUAUACACUGCCAGCGCAACCAAUCUUUCUUGGAAACAAAGAAACACAGGUGUUUAUUGAACUAGAAGACCAUGAUAAACCCACUACAGGAGCUCAAUCAAAACAAACAAGAAGUCAUCGCAUGAAACUCGUUAUUCAUUUAAUGAAAAUAAUCAAUUUAUUACUUUCAUAUAUUCUGCCAAUAUUCACACAAUCCAAUAGAAAUCUUAACCUAUUGAAUAAGGAUCAAAUCAAAAUCACUGUGGAUGAAAUAAUUAUAAAGAAGAAACUAGAAGGAGUUAUUCAACGUCUUAUUGAACAAUUAAUACAGUUACCAUGUGUAAUCAAUGAUUUCUCUUUAAAUGAAUUCAAUAAACAAAGUGUUCAACAGUCUAAUUGUUUUCAAAUUGAAUUGGAGACAUGGAUACGAAGAUAUGAAAUGGAAAAAUUAGAUAUAAUGAGUAAAAAAUUUAUAUGUGUUAAUCAAUGGCAACAAGAAGUAUUCAAUAAAGAUUUACAUACCGUCACAACAUCAACACUAAGAAGUAUUUUCAAAAGUCAUAUUGAAAUUGGUAUAUUUAUACAUCAAUUAAAUUAUCAAAUUAGUUAUUUAUUUACUGAACUUAUUUCAAAUACAUCAUCUAUAUUAAAUAGAACAACCAAUAACAAUACAAGAACUAUUCAUCAAGAAGAAGAUUGGAUUAAACAAAUUAUUCAUCGAAUAAUUAUUAAAUCAAAAAAAUCAAUUCUUUAUUUAUUAGAUUGUUUUUUAUCACAUUCUUAUACAACAUUUAGUAUAAUUCAUUCAAAAGUAAGAAAUUAUUCAUUAACUACUACAACAACGCCGACGCCGACGACGACGACGACGGCGGCGGCGGCGGCGGCGGCUAUUCAUUCUGUUCUUAUAUCAACUUCAAAUAUAGAACAAAAACAAGAACAAUCUAUAGCAACAAUUAUUCGUUCAUUAUUUAUUAUAGAUUGGUUAACAAGUCAAUAUCCAUAUUUAAUUCAAUUAUUAAUAAAAGAGUUAGGAUAUAAUGAUUUAAUUCAUAUUUAUAAUACACAAUGUAUUAUCUCUUUAAUAGAUCAAUUAAAUAAAAGAUCUACAUUUAAUUUAAUACAAAUUAAAUUAAUCAAAUGUAUUCUAAUAGCAUUAAUAAAUCGAUUAAAUGAGAAAUUUAAUAUAACCAAUGAUAUUUCAUAAAUAAUAUGAAGGGAGGGGGGGCGGCGGAGAGGAACAAAGUGUUGUUAUCCUAAUGAAGACAAAUACCUUUGCAGGAAUCUAUGAAUGGACGAUUAUUCUACAUAUAUAUUCUUAUGGUUUAACUAUUAAGUAAUUGCAUUGUGUAUAUCUAUAUUUAUCUUAUUAUAAGCUUCAUUAUGACCUA